Messenger RNA from Indicator indicator, 1605 nucleotides. RefSeq names its product tubulin tyrosine ligase like 2 (gene TTLL2). The transcript has a single exon. NCBI's taxonomy places the organism in Eukaryota, Metazoa, Chordata, Aves, Piciformes, Indicatoridae. Gene Ontology annotation, biological process: microtubule cytoskeleton organization; protein polyglutamylation. Gene Ontology annotation, molecular function: tubulin binding; tubulin-glutamic acid ligase activity. The record is from RefSeq and is a predicted model, not a curated record. The coding region runs from base 1 to 1605 and encodes 534 amino acids. Gene Ontology annotation, cellular component: cilium.
AUGACAAAUGACUAUGAUACAAGAGAUAUCUUGAGGCCAUUGGUGUUCCGUCUCCAUGAGAAAGUGCCUGCAAUAGUCCGUGAGGUUUUACUGGAACGUGGCUGGACUGAAUUUGACCAAAAGGAGCAAGAUGAUGCAGACUGGAACUUGUACUGGCGGAACUCACCUUUCUGCAUGACAGACCACCACAGCAUUAAACCAUGGCAGAGGCUCAACCAUUACCCAGAAGCUAUUCGGAUCACCAGGAAAGACUACUUGGCAAGGCACCUGAAACGUAUGAAAGGAGUAUAUGGAUCAGCACUGUAUGAAUUUAGUCCAGUGGCAUUCAUCAUGCCUAAAGACUAUGUCAAAUUUAUAGCAGAAUACAGCAAGGAGAGACAGGCAGGAGGCAGAAGAAGUAGCUACUGGAUUUGCAAGCCUGUAGAUCUCUCCCGUGGAAGGGGCAUACUCAUUUUCCAAGAUGUUAAAGACUUAGCAUAUGACUGUACAGUCAUUGUCCAGAAGUACAUUAGUAAUCCCUUGCUUAUUUCAGGAUAUAAACUGGAUCUGCGUCUUUAUGUGUGUGUCACCAGUUUUUGCCCCCUCACCAUUUACACUUACGAAGAAGGACUGGUGAGGUUUGCCACUGAGAAGUUCGACCUUGGUUCUCUGGACAAUGUCUAUGCCCACCUAACAAACACUAGCAUCAACAAAUAUGGAGCUUCAUAUAAAAAGUAUAAGGAAGGGAUUGGCUGUGGCUCUAAAUGGACAUUCAGCAAAUUUCGUUCUUAUCUUCGAAUAUUUGGUGUUGAUGACAUGGUCCUCUGGCAGAAGAUCAAUAACAUAGUGAUUCUCACCCUGCUUGCUGUAACCCCCUUACCAGUGGCUUCCAAUUGCUUUGAGCUCUUUGGCUUUGACAUCCUGAUUGAUGACAAAUUCAAGCCAUGGCUUUUGGAAGUCAACUACAAUCCAGCCUUGUGUUUAGACUGUUCCAUUGAUGACACUGUGAAAAGGAAACUUCUUCAUGACAUUGUUGAACUGCUGAACUACAAGCAGAUUGACACUUUCAGGCAUAACCUAGUGGCUGGGAUAAAAGCUGGCAGAAGGCAGGUGCCGUGGAGCACAACUGGUGAAAGUGCCACCAAGGAGACUCUCAGCUUACUCACCUGCCAAAAAGUGGCUAAAUGUACUUCUGCUUCUUCUGUGCAACCUGCCAUCCAUAAGGUGGCUGCCCUGACCAAGAAAAAUGCCAGAGCACAUCCAAGAAAAACACUGACUUCCCAGCUGCGGGAAAAAAUGAACAUGCCAAAAACAUCUGCAAAAGCUGAGACUGAAAAUAAACAACGCCUAGGAACUGGGCACUCACCACAAAAGUCUGCCCAACUCAGCCACCAGUUACCUACACCUGAUUUCUGCAACUACAAGUUAACCACAUGCCCAUAUUUCAUCUCUGAUAAAGACCAGAGGCCUAUCCCCCGUGUAGGAGAUUUUGUCCUUAUUUUUCCUUUCAAUGAAGCUGUGCUUCAGGCUUCCAGGGAUGGGACAAAUAUAAAGAGCAUCAUAAAGGAAAUAAGCAAAUUAAUGAGCAGUUACCAUCACAACAGCAGAACACAAAACAAAGUGUAG